GGUCACCAAGGUAUCAUGUGAUCCCGAGCGCCACCUAAUGGCGGUUUAUUAAAAAAUGUACUUUGAGACAUGCAUACUGUAGAGCUGGGCAUUAUGGGAUAUGUGCACAAUUCAUAUUUUAAGAUUUAAUAUUUGUUUGUUUGUUUAUUAAAUAUUUCUAAUGUUUAGUUUUUGCCAUUGUUUAUACUGCAGUUUUAUAUUAAUUCGUUUUUAAGAUUUUUAAAAAAAUUAUAUUUAUUUAGUUUAGUCCGUAUAUUAAAUUUUUUUUUGCCUGUGUUUAUACUGGAAUUUUAUAUCACUGCUAUUGUUUUUUUUUAUCAUUUAUCAUGAAUGUUUAUUAAAUUAAUACAUUUGUUUUUUAAAUUUAAUAAAUUUCUAUUUGAAGAUUGAUUUGUAUUUGUUUCAUUUUUAUUUUAAUAGUUUUUGUCCAUGUAUUGCAAUUUUAUGCAAAUGUAUUCCUGAGAUUAUUUUUUUCUAUGAUUAAAAAUAGUUAUUUAAUAUUUAUUUCGUUUUUUUCCCACGUAUUUAGUUUGUCUCUGUAAAUAUUGCAAUUUUAUAUCAAUUAUUUCUGAAGAUUUUAUUUUAAUGUAGUUGUUUGUAGUUUUUCCCACGUUUAUGCAAAUUAUUUUAAGGAUUUAUUUAUAUUUGUUUUCUUUGUAUAUAAUAUUUAUCCUCCCAUUUAUUAACAGAUGGGUAAUGUCAUGCCGUCAAACUGAUAUUUCACUGUUGCUCUGGUAACUUCUGUGGAGCGUGUGUGUGUGUGUGUGUUUUUAUUCAGCUCCAAAUGCGCCUCAUCCUUGCUGACGUGAACGAUGCAGACUCUUAAAGGGGAAGAGAGAGAGUGCAAAUCAAAAUAGAUUCAUUUACAGAGCGCUUCGUACUGAGUGGGAUUGGGACGCAGCCCAGGCUCUCUCUCUCUCUUUCUCUCUCUCUCUCUCUCUCUCUCUCUCUCUCUCGCACACGCACACACACAUCCUGGAGCAGAUACAGCACACAGGAGAAUCAGGGUGUAACAGCACAAUGCCAGCUCCAUGUAUGAGCCUGGCAGGGCAGCAGAGGAACUGGAGGCAGGCUGGCAAGGUGACGUUCCCCAGACUCUCCAUCCUUCCAGAAGAAGACAAGAUGAAAGGAUCCAACCUUGAUGUGAAGUCCAAACCGGAGCAGAAGCGAGCGUCCUUUUCUCCCUCAGCUCAGAUGAGUAACCUCAGAAGAAACGGAAACGCUGCUGCUGCUGCAGGUGUGAAACAGCUCGAGCUUGACCGUCAGUCCUGCUGUCCUGCUUUCCUCCUUCACUUCAGCGGUCUCGGGCCAGACUGUGGUGCUGAUGUGGUGCAGUGGCACAACGGGCCUCUUUGUACUGGUCAAACAAAUUGUGGGGUGGGGGGAGGCGACAACAACAACACCAACAACAACAACAACAACAACAACAAAACACACAAAAAGACAAGAGCUUUUAAAGCUCUAAAGUCCCACACGGUGAAGGUAGACGAGAGACUGCGACUGGCUCGAGAACGGAGAGAGGAGCACCUCAAACAGCUCGCAUCACGGGAGCACAGCUGGCUGGUCCGAGAGGAGAGAGCCCGGAGGUUCUACGAGAAACACAUGGAGGAGCGUCGGAAAAAGCUGGAGGAGCAGAGGCAGAGGGAGGAGAGGAGGAGGAACGCGGUGGAAGAAAAACGCAGACAGAGGCUCAAAGAAGAGCGAGAGCGGUACGAGUCUGUGGUGCAGAAGACCAUGGAGAGGAGCCAGAAAGCCAAACAGAGAAGCACACAGAGGAGAGUGUGCAACACCAAGAACAACACAAACGCUAAACGUCGCUCUCUUAGUCAGUGGGAGAUAAACCUGGUUAAUCGCCUUCAGACUCCUACCAUCUCUUAUCUAGCCAGGAGCAGGAGUGCCAUAUGUCUGUCCAGAGAAGAAGUUGUUCAUAUUUGUCGACGUGCAGUUUCAUGCCACACUAUGAGCAAUAGCAGUCCUCAGAAACCUGGUGGAGCAUCGACACACAGCAAGGCUCUCAGGCCCGGGGUGAAGGAUGGCAGCCACCAAACCUCCGGGAAUAAACCGGGUUCAAAUCUCGAGAGGCGAGAACGGAAAAAGCCCCAUUCUCACUCGGCGAGAGUUAAAGUCAGCUCCACAUCAGGGACCGAGAACAAAACAAUAUCCUCGUUAACAGGACCGAGGCUGACUCCGAGAGUGUCCCCCAGUCAGGAGUGUUUGCCCGCCCUGCCUGAGGAGGAAGAUCCCAGGCCAGAGAGCACACUGAACUCCCAUCGGCCUCAACGUGACCAGUCAGCUGCUGUGUGCUCGCACGAGGAUGUUGGGUGUGAUGGACUGGUCCGGGAAAACCCGGGCUCUAACAGACCUCCGGCUGCUCCUGGAUUUCCUCGCACUCCUAACGAGCCAAGUGUCGGAACCCAGAGCAGACCCUCAGCAGGAACCACAGACCCUGAAGAGGCUUCACGUCUGCUGGCGGAGAACAGACGACAAGCUCGGCUGCAGCGAGAGAGGGAGGAAGAAGAACGCAGGCAUAGGGAGGAAACAGAGCGGCGAGGGAGAGAAGAAUUGGCCCUUCGGAGAGCUGAGGAGCGAGCGAGGCAUGAGGCGGAGGCCCGGUGUGAGGAGAAAAGGAGGAGGGAGGAGGAGGAGGAGCGAAGGAAGGCAGAAGAGGAGAAGGCUCAGAAGCAAAGAGAGGAGGAGAGGAGACUUCAGCAACAGAAAGAAGAAGAGGAGGAGAGGCAGAGGCUUGAGAGAGAGACGCGGUUCCAGAGAGAGGAAACCGAGCGGCAGGAGAGGAAGAAGCGGUUAGAAGAAAUUAUGAAAAGAACAAGGAAGACAGAUGCUGAGAUGAAACCUCAGUUGUCGUCUGUGCCACCGAAUGAGAACGUGACGUCCCUCCAUAGCCUCCCCUUAGAAGAAGUGAUCAAGCUUCCCAGCCCGGCCAAGGGCUCCAUGAUGAGCUUAGCCAACGAGGAGGACAUUCUUCCUGCAGUGGCCUUCAAGGAGCGCAGGUCCAUCCGCACCCUCACGGGUCUGGAGGAGAUCCAGGCCCAUCAAAGGGCAGAAGUCAUCUAAAGAUGAGAAGAUCUCCAAGGAACCUGCAACUCUGUACUUUAUGUAUGAAAACAAGCAGAAACGCUUCACCUGCACUUUAAGAACCCUCGACACCUUUCGCACCUUUGAAGUGAAACAGAAGUAUUUGACCCCCUGCUGAAACGUUAUUUAUUUUGUCCUUGGCGUUUUUGGUAACUCGCUACUUAACUAAUGACUUCCCAGUGUAACCUUUUACGGAAAACUUCAUAAACGUGACACAACCACGUCAAACCCGUGUCAUGGCGCAUCGUCAUGUCCAGACUUGUCACGUCAGCGUUACAGAUAACUGUCCGCUUACA
Molecule: messenger RNA, 3389 nt
Organism: Ictalurus furcatus (blue catfish)
Lineage: Eukaryota; Metazoa; Chordata; Actinopteri; Siluriformes; Ictaluridae
Gene: map7a
Product: microtubule-associated protein 7a
Exons: 15
Coding region: 1021-3072 (683 amino acids)
Biological process (GO): microtubule cytoskeleton organization
Cellular component (GO): microtubule cytoskeleton
Source: RefSeq, a predicted model, not a curated record